GGCCUUUGGAAUCAAUAUCCGGCCAUGGCGACGAAGCUGCUAAUUUCUCCUCUCUCUUAUCGAUGCACAUUUCCGACCCAAGACCAGCUCCAAAUUCAUCCAUGGCCUGGACGUGGACGCAUGACGAUGAGAAACAGAAGCCUUGUACUUCGAGUGUCAUCUUCCCUCGACAACGAGAUUCUAUCAUCCACUUCUUCAGCUGUUCUGGAGCAUUUACACCGGAACCCACAGUCUCUUUACCUACUGGCAGAUACGGCAGGCUACUCAUUGGCCAGUUACUACACUUCUCUUGGCCUCUUUAUCAUUUCCGUUCCCGGACUUUGGUCCCUUAUCAAGCGUUCAGUUAAAUCUAAGAUUGUGCAAAAGACAUUCAUAGGAGAAGGGGAGGGGAAGAAGGUGCCUAACCGGGUGGCAGGAGAAAUUCUUUCAUUCUUUACCAGGAAUAAUUUCGUAGUGUUGGACAGAGGAGAUACGAUAACGUUUGAAGGUACGAUGGUUCCAAGCCGUGGCCAAGCAGCAUUGCUUACUUUUUGCACAUGCAUAAGCCUGGCAAGUGUCGCCCUUGUUUUGACAAUUACUCUUCCCGACAUAGGAAACAGUUGGUUCUGGUUGACCAUAUUAAGUCCUCUAGCGGGAGUGUAUUAUUGGACGAAAGCGUCUAGAAAGGAGCAGAUCAAGGUCAAAAUGAUAGUAGGAGACGACGGAACUCUAUCGGAGAUAAUUGUUCAAGGUGAUGAUCAACAGCUGGAGCAAAUGAGAAAGGAGCUCCAGUUUAGUGAAAAAGGCAUGGUUUAUGUGAAGGGCAUUUUCGAAAGCUGAAAGUUGAUAUCAUCUCAUGUCUUAGCUUGUACUUUGUUUUGUUUUCUCAUAAGAAGUUUUUGAUGUUUAA
This is a messenger RNA of Olea europaea var. sylvestris, 889 nucleotides long. RefSeq names its product protein COFACTOR ASSEMBLY OF COMPLEX C SUBUNIT B CCB1, chloroplastic. Lineage: Eukaryota; Viridiplantae; Streptophyta; Magnoliopsida; Lamiales; Oleaceae. The record is from RefSeq and is a predicted model, not a curated record. The transcript has 5 exons. Bases 25 to 819 code for a protein of 264 amino acids.